AUGCCGGGUAACUCAGAUAGAUCAAACAAACGCAGUAAGGGCGGCUGGGUCCAGAAGAAGAGUCGAAAUGACAUUGAAGCUGGAGAAGUCGGCGUUUUCGUGACCUGCGAUAUUGGUAGAGAGGGUAAAUGUGUCGCUGAGGUCACCGAUGUCUUCUCACAGAUUAUUGAGAACUCUGCCAAACCUGCCGCAGAAGAAGAUUCGGACUCAGACGAUGGUGACAUCGAAGCCCAAAUUCAAAGAGAGCUUGAGGGUCUAAACCCAACCAAGAAAAAGUCCCGUCCCGUCCAAGCCAUGCAGCUUGAGAUGCCCUGUGGUAUGGCCUUCUCCUCCUUAACUGACGCGGCUAUGAUCUUUGCACGACUUAAUGAUAAGUCAAUAGAUCCGGUUCAGUUGGUUCACCAGCUAUGUCUGGACGCACAGGCCAACCCAGAUACAAAAAAGAGUCGAUAUAUCAAGCGCUUGACUCCGGUCACGAUGAUUAGGAAGACUUUGAGCGUGGAUCUAGAAGCCUUCGCGAAGGAAGUUCUCAAGCCACAUUUCCAUUCCGGUGGCCCUCCGAGAAAGUAUGCCAUUCGGCCUUCUGUCCGAGGUAACAACAAAUUCAAACGGGAUACCAUCAUCAAGACAGUUGCCGAUGUUGUUGGCCCCGAACAUCCUGUCGACCUUAAAAACUAUGAUGUGACAAUUCUUGUUGAUGUUGUUCAGAAUGUCAUUGGAAUGAGUGUUGUUGGGAGUGAUUAUGACCAGUUAAAACGGUACAAUAUCGCGGAAAUUUAUGACCCCUCACCAAAAGGAGAAGCUACACCGGCACCACCGAAAGAUACCAAGCCUGAGGACCCAGAAAAUAAAUGA
This is a messenger RNA of Penicillium angulare, 855 nucleotides long. Its product is annotated as THUMP domain-containing protein. The record is from RefSeq and is a predicted model, not a curated record. Lineage: Eukaryota; Fungi; Ascomycota; Eurotiomycetes; Eurotiales; Aspergillaceae. Gene Ontology annotation, molecular function: RNA binding. Bases 1 to 855 code for a protein of 284 amino acids. Gene Ontology annotation, biological process: tRNA modification. The transcript has 6 exons.